This is a messenger RNA of Anopheles coustani, 699 nucleotides long. RefSeq lists its product as uncharacterized. Bases 1 to 699 code for a protein of 232 amino acids. The record is from RefSeq and is a predicted model, not a curated record. The transcript is spliced from 2 exons. Lineage: Eukaryota; Metazoa; Arthropoda; Insecta; Diptera; Culicidae.
AUGGAAAGUUCACGCUUUACUAAGGACCAGAUGGAGAAACUGGUCCAAAUUAUGGAGCAAAAUCCCGAAGUAGCGAAAGGGAUUUGCUCCAAUCCGUCUGCGUUCUGGGGAGAAGUCUGCAAAGAGUUAAAUCCUUUGGGCCCUUCAAAAGAUAAAACAGGAUGGAGAAAGGCAUGGGCCGACAAAAAAUCCAAUGUUAAGAAAAAGUACACUCAGAUGGUACAAGAACGGAAUAAAACCGGAGGUGGUAUCGCGGCAUCUUGUACUUUUACCGAGAUUGAGGAAAGAAUCCUUAAUGUAACCAAUAUUAAAACCAAUGCGGAAGGUGUAGAGGAUACCAUUUGCAUUGGAGUUCCAGUGGGACAUCAGAAAGGCGAUCAGCAGCUGGCACAGGAUUUUCAUCUAGAGGAGCUUCCACCUCGUCAAGAUCUUCAGCAUCAAAAUCAACCAAUCAUCUCUUCAGCAGAAGAGGAGCUUCAGCAUCAAAAUCAAGAAGGAUCACAAGCAGCAGACAACCAGCAGAAAGUUCAGCGUCCAUCAGUACCAAAGAGUAAGACUAACUUUCAAGAAGUUAUUGUGAACCAAAACGCUGAAAUCGUAAACCAACUCACAGAACUAGUUGGUGCCAUUAAAAUGUUUGUAGAAGGUAGCUUGAAUUUUCAGCAGGAAAUAUUAAGUCACUUGAAAAAAAAUAAUUAA